UGGUUGGCUAGAGAGAGUAGAGGCUGACUCAGUGGAUCUGGAAGAGCAGCAUGUGACAGAUGUAAUUCUCAUCCCAGUCCUCACCAUCGGACCAGAGGCUUGUUCACCAUUGGCCCCAUUCAUUGGAGCGGCAACGCACGGCACACUAUAACACCAUGCUCUCCUUUGCCAGACCCAGCGGAGCUCUCUCAAUAGCGCGUAUCACUUGCGCAACGAGCAGGAGACUCAGCUCAGACACACUUCAGCCCAGCACAGAGAGCCGAGACUGAGGAAGAAGAAAGAGCAGCUCUGCCUUACUCUCUUUGCCGUUGUACGGAAGAGGAGAGAGCUGGAUAACGCCUUGCUGGAGGCUACUACAAAAAGCAGAGGCACGUCAGAAAAAGCCCACAAAGUGACUGUAAUAGACUGAUGUUUGAGGAUCCGAGAGGAUGAGGGAACACGCUCUCUCCGUUCCUGACUGAGGGAAAGUGAGCUUGUGCCUUUCAUCUGAAACAGAGAAACAAAAGAAAAGGCUUGUUGGGUGGACUUGUUUCACUCUCUCUUGGCUGGACUCUGUGCAUGGAAGCUUCAGGUCCCCCAUGGCGUGUUACUACAUUGUCAUCAGCUCCACACAUCUCAGCAAUGGAUACUUUCGAAACAUCAAGGGAGUUUUCCGAGGUCCCCUCAGCAAGAACGGCAACAAAAACUUGGAUUAUGCUGAGAAGGAGAAAACCUUGGCCAAAGCCCUGGAGGACCUCAAGGCCAACUUCUACUGUCAGCUGUGUGACAAACAGUAUUACAAGCAUCAAGAGUUUGACAACCACAUCAACUCGUAUGACCAUGCUCACAAGCAGAGACUGAAGGAACUGAAGCAGAGAGAGUUUGCCCGCAAUGUGGCCUCCAAAUCCAGGAAGGACGAGAGGAAACAGGAGAGAGCUCUCAGACGCCUACAUGAGCUCGCUGAACAACGCAGAGAGGUGCAAUGUGCCCCAGGAAGUGGUCCCAUGUUCAAGUCUACCACAGUGGCAGUGGAAGGUUCUUUCAGGGAGUCCUGCUAUGAUGAUGCCCAAGAAGAGAUCCAAAGCUGUGCAGCUCAAGAUCCAGGGGGUCAGAUCCAUUCCAGCAGUUGUGGCUUAGCUAGUAAGCAGUCACCAUGGCCAUACAAUGGGAGGGCCAAAAAGCAAACUUUCAGACGCAAAAUUGCAUUCUCUUUUUCCUUUCCAAAGAAAGCAUCUGUUAAGCUUGAGUCAUCAGCGGCGGUUUUCUGUGAGAGCAUGGAGGAGGGAUCGAUGGAGCGGAGCCGUAGACAAAGACUCAGAGCACGCCCUGUCGAGCUUGACCUACCUGGCUCCCCCACAGAGGAAAAAGUACUAAAUUGUGAGGAGGCAGUUUACAGCACUGGCAUACAGCAGGGCAAGCACUUCCAAAAAUGUGACAAUGAUGUAAGUCAGAGGUCAUCAGAUAUGCCUGUGGUGAGGGAGAGCCCCUCGUCAACGGCCUCAGAUUUGUGUGCUUUGCUCGUUUACUCAGAGGAUGUGCCCAGUCCCGCCGUCUCCCUCUUAAACACUUCCCCUUUUUGUUUAAACAGGGCUGAUAUUGUUCUUGACUCUGAGGACACUGUUGAGAGUCUGAAAAGCAACAUUGCUGAAAGUAAACCUGAGACCUCUGAGGAUGUGACAGUCGAGAAGAGUGGCAUUUCAGAGGAGGGGCACUCGACCUUCAGUGAGUCUCCAGAAAAGACGGAUGUGUCACCUAAGAAUGAUUCUCUUCAACAACAAGAGCAAGUGGAGGAUGCAACUGCAAAGACACCUUACCAUUUCACAAAACCCAGCCAACCUUUUUUCUCUGUCCUAAGCAGGGACGGUAACACCAUCUUCCAGUGGCCCUCGGAGAUGGUGACCUUCACAAGGACAGAGCCAUCCCUGUCUUUCAGUUGCAACCCUCUCCAUUUUGACUUCAAGAGGCCACGGAUUAGAAGGUCUGCUGACACUCAGGAGAUGACUGAGCCCAGAACUGAUGAGGAAUUAUCUGUCUGCUCAGGUUUCAAAUCCUGCCACUCUGACAAGCACAUUGAGGAAUCCACAGCCAAUCCCAGAGACAGUCCCAUCCAAGGCAUGGUCAGAAAGUGUUAUCAGUAUUCAAGUGACACAGAGAGUUGUGUCAGGCUGAAAACACAUGACAGGUGUAGACAUUCCAAAGAUUGGAUCCACACAAGUAAGAGGGCAGAAGAGAAAUUGCGGGCCAGGGAUCGACGUCAUUACAGGACCCCCUGCAAAAGGAAGCGGAGGAGGCGGAAGAGGAGGAGAGACAGACACCGGGAGACAGAGAGCAAUAUGGUGAAAUCUAAGAAAUUCUACAGACAACCUGAGUGUGUGGAAGGAAUUAAAAGCCAAUUUAGAGGCACCACUUCACAGCAAGAACAUCCAUUAGAGAAGUCAAAGCAAUCAGCUCAAAAUCAGGCUGAGAAAGCACAGCUACUCACCAGGAGGCAAGACGCAGCAGCCGACAUAAAUGGCUCAGCGGGCUGCAUCAUUCUCUCUGAUGAGUUCUGUGCCGAUGGUGAAAAGGUGCUUGGGAACAGCAGGGAAAAACCUGACAAUCCAACUGCAGGAAAGCUAACGACCACAGGACAGUGUUCCCACAACCAGGAUGCAUCCCACUCUCAGAAAUCCAGUGCAACCAAAGGGUGCCGAGAGGAGACACCUACAUCACCAGAGACUAACAGAGAUGGACCAUGUGAAGGACAAACUUUGAAAAGAAGACAUACAGAUUCUCUAAGUGAACGAGAUGAGUCUUACAACCCCCCUCAAUCACCGGAAGAGAUUUCUUAUGGGUGCAAAGAACUUACCUGUUGUGAGUACGGGAUGAGGAGAAAGAGACAGAGGCCAUCACAUGUUCAAGAUCAAACCCCAUGCUUUGCAAAUGAAUGCUCCAUUGUUACGAACAGUGUUCUGGAAGAGGACAAGGCUGUAGAGGAGUCGAGCAUGAAAUGCCUUGUUUUAAAUGGCGCGUGUGACAGCCUGACCGGGUCAGACCAAAUCUCAUGCAGUAUUGAUGAUGGAGACAGCAGUGCGGUUGAUCCUCAGACAUUUACUUCCAUUAGCAGUGCCCUGGGUCAUACUGUGGAGGAGAGCAGUGAGUGGCAGCAGAGCUCCUCCUCUCAGAUCAAUGCUUCAUGCACCAAGGGCAGUCUAACUUUACUGGAGACAGAUUCAAAGCUUUUGAAGGAGCCAACAAAGGAAAAUAGUAACAUCCACAGUAGCGAGUCUAAAGCAGCACAAACCCCCUUAAAGAUCUGUAACAAGUAUUCAGUGGCUGCUCAGGCCUGCCUGCUCGAUGUGAGAGAGUUAGCCCUGCAGAGGACUGAAAAAGCCACUCAUGACAAAUCAUGUCAGCACAGCCUUCAGAUCCCACCGCCGAGAUUUCACCUAGGCGUUCAGCCUGAGGAGAAGUUAAGUAGAGAGUGCUUCCACACCACCAGCUUGUUCCAACCCUCGCCAUCUUUCCAGACCCCCUCAAACAGCAUGGAGAGACGCUGCCUCUUGCAGAUGCAGAUCCAGAGCCAUGGACAAGUGCUACACCAGCAGGUGUUCCCUACCAAGGUCAAAUCUGUCCUGCCCAGGCCACAUCUGCCCAUGUCAUCUGCUGUCCUCCAUCCAGUUCACCUGCCAUCCUCCAUGCCUUCUGGCUCCAUCACAAUACGUCACACCAUACUACAGCACCACACUGCUUUUCUGCCCCCACAACACCCUAUCUACCCCCAACUAGUGUCUGUUUCUCGACUCCCCCUGGGGCCAGAGAUCUGUCGACACACGGCACCUAACUUUAUGACCCCAUCAGCGGUGGCGCCCCCUAGUAUUCACCCAAUGACUGUGAUGUUUCACGCCCUGCCACGGCCCGCAGUGUUUCCACCCAUGUUGCCCCCUCAUUCUGCUGUCAUUCCUCUGCAGCCUCUCUUCUAGCUCUACGGGCAUUUCUGUCUGUAACACGAUGUAUUUUAUACUGCAGAAGCGAGAGAAAUAUCUGCAACGCUGCUCCCUUAGUUAGAAUUUUGAGAUAGGAAGUAGUCCUUUGGUAACAUACAAAAGAGUUGUUUUUGCAGCUUGGAAAGGAUGCUGUUUCUGUGCCAUGUUGUCAGUAGAGAUUCUUGCAGAAAAGAACUGCACAACAAUUUUAUUAGGAUAUAUAUAUAUAACUCACCUACCUGAUUCAUUCUGAUUUUAUUAGGAUUUGUUGUUGAGAAGAUUUUAACAGAUUUAAUCACCUCAAAGACAAUAGUUUUAUUGGAUCAAGGGCAGAAAGGUCAUGGUCGUUCGAUGUGCACAUCUCUGUAGAAAGAAAUCAUAAUAAAUAUAUAUAAUAGUAAUAUAAAAAGGUAUAUAAUAGUAAUUUUAUAAUAAUAAUAUAUAUAUAUAUAUAUAUAUAU
Molecule: messenger RNA, 4405 nt
Organism: Cyprinus carpio (common carp)
Lineage: Eukaryota; Metazoa; Chordata; Actinopteri; Cypriniformes; Cyprinidae
Product: zinc finger protein 804A-like
Cellular component (GO): nucleus
Source: RefSeq, a predicted model, not a curated record